This is a messenger RNA of Octopus sinensis (East Asian common octopus), 1454 nucleotides long. RefSeq names its product protein TBATA-like. NCBI's taxonomy places the organism in Eukaryota, Metazoa, Mollusca, Cephalopoda, Octopoda, Octopodidae. The transcript has 8 exons. The coding region runs from base 164 to 1285 and encodes 373 amino acids. The record is from RefSeq and is a predicted model, not a curated record.
UCUAACAACACAACUUAUCUUAAAUUCUGACAGUGCAUGUGAAUACAUAAGUAACUUCAGUAACCUUGUGUUUGUUUAUUCUCUGCUUGCCAUUUCCUACCUGGCAUAGCCCUAAAUUGUUUGUCAUCAGUAAGGGAAUAUUUAAUGCUGUAUAAGAUAAAGAAUGAAUCCUUUUGUAGAGUUAAGUCUGCCAAAUGUUUCUUCACCUCGUGGACUGCUACUUAACUAUGAUUCUUCAAGCAGACCGCCAGAAUCCCGGGGAGGUUAUCGCUUUGGACAGCUUAGCAAGAAUUCGUUUUUUACCCGACACAACCCACAUCCACAAAGAGUUAAACAUAUAAAAGGUUUGCUAGAUGUACCAAUAUGUACAGUACUUGAUUGGGACAUACCUCCUAUUUCUACCAGAAAGGAUUCAGGAUAUAAAAAUGAAUUGUCUUUUUCUUUCAUACCUGACACCGAGCGAUUCAAAAGACUAAGACAUUUUUACAAAGAGAAAGUAUUACCCAACUAUGGACCAUUAGCCUUAAUGGAGGAUUGGAACGAUGAAUUUCACAACUUUACAAACCAGUUAGGACUUUCAAUGCAGAAUACAAAUGUAAAAAGUCAACUUCCUAACAAAGCAAAGAACAGAAAAUCUCAUUCAAGUGGUUGUAUGUAUUCUUCAGAAACCGGUCGUUUAAUUCCACCUCCAUCUAGAGCAAUCUCAAAACAUCGGAUGCAUACUGGACAAAGAGAAUUAUUUGCCAAUCCAGCACUAGGUAUAGUUGACCAACAAGAAUUAGAAAACAUUGUGUUAUCUAUAUUAUGUCAGAUUCUUCAGACCAGUGAUAUGGAUGCUAUUCAAGGAUGGUUAAUAUGUGCCAGUGAUAGAGAGAAAAAUUUGGUGAGCAACUUGAUAAAAGCAGCUGUUCUUAGCCAAACAAAUAACAGUGUUAAUGUUCAAAAUGUGAAUGGCAGAGAGCAUCACCAAAUAACAACUCUGCCACCUAUAAGAGAGAACACAGCAGUUAAAGAUAUAACAUUUUCCAAUAAUAUUAAUCAAGAAAACAGGAAAAGAUCUUCAAAAGUAGACAGGUUAAUUCUUGAAAGUCCAACUGAACCUGAAGGAAAAGCAGCAGGAAACCAGAAUUUUCAGAAUUCAGUGUCAAAUAGACCUCCAACAGACACAAAAUUAAAUGAAAGUGACAAAUUAAAAGAUCAUUGCUGCAAUGAAGGAAUGAGAAGAUCAGCCGAAACAUAUAUAUCGAGAGAUGAAAUUUUGAACUGGAAACCCGAGGAGCAAUAAUUUUUUUUUUUAAAUAAAUUUAAAGAUCUGUCAAAUAAAAUUUCUAGAUUUAUCUUCUUUUUAUAUUCAAAAUUAUCAAAUUCCAUUAAAGAAUCCAUGAUCACAGAGACUGGAUGCUACUGUUAUUGUUACUGUCCUUGUCAUUAUUUUUUUUUCACUUUUAUCAGCC